GAUGCCACACUUCCUAUCCUACAUUGAUGAUGCGAGAACAAGUCCCUUCUGCAACCAUAAUGGCUUAUGGAAAUCGGAUUGCAACAAGGUUUCGUCUGCCUCUUCUUCUCCUCUUCUCCGUCGGCUGCUUUCUUCUCCCUCAUCUCAUCAUCAAGGGCUCGAUGACAUCGCCGACGCCUGCUAAAAGCGAUGAGAAACCAAGUGCUUUGCAGAUCGAUCGGAACUCCUUCCCUAAAGGUUUCAUCUUUGGGACCGCGAGCUCCGCAUAUCAGUAUGAAGGUGCUGCAAAUGAAGGUGGCAGAGGACCGAGCAUUUGGGAUACUCUCACUCACAGGCAUCCAGAGUUGAUAGCCGAUGGAAGCAAUGGAGAUGUAGCAGUGGACUCCUAUCAUCAAUACAAGGAAGAUGUGAGCAUUAUGAAAAGAAUGGGCAUGGAUGCUUACAGAUUUUCCAUCUCUUGGUCCAGGAUUUUACCAAAUGGAAGCAUAAGAGGAGGAGUAAAUAGGGAAGGAGUCAAUUAUUACAAUAACCUCAUCAACGAGCUCAUAGCAAAUGGUUUGCAGCCAUUUGUGACACUCUUCCAUUGGGACUCUCCUCAAGGAUUGGAGAACAAAUAUGAAGGUUUCUUAAGCCAACUAAUUAUUCAAGACUUCAGGGAUUAUGCUGAGGUUUGCUUUAGGGAAUUUGGGGACAGGGUGAAGCACUGGAUGACCUUCAAUGAGCCAUGGACUUUUGCUUUGAUGGCAUACCCUGAUGGUAAUAAACUAGGGCAGUGUUUUCCUUGGGCAUCAGUCAAGUGUCAUGCUGCAAAUUUGGGUAGGGAUCCCUAUACAAUUACUCAUCAUCAGCUUCUGGCUCAUGCCACCGCUGUGACUCUAUUCAGAGAAAAAUUCCAGGCUACACAAAAAGGUAAAAUAGGGAUAGCCCUAUGCUCCCAUUGGUUUCUACCCUACAAUGGAACAAAAUCCGACUAUGAAGCUGCAUCCAGGUCUCUUGACUUCAUUCUUGGAUGGCUAAUGGACCCCUUGACUCAAGGGGAUUACCCUACAAGCAUGAGGACCAAUGUGAAAGACAGAUUGCCAAAGUUCACAGAGGGCCAGUCCCAGAUGUUAAAAGGAUCAUUUGAUUUCAUCGGAAUCAAUUACUACACCAGCCUGUAUGCCUACAGCAAUCGCCCAUCCUCUGAUGCAGACCCUAACUUCUAUAGUGACCAGCAUGUUAUUCAAACAGGGGAGAGAUAUGGAGUUCUUAUAGGUCCUAAGGCUGCUUCAGAUUGGCUGUUCAUAUAUCCACCAGGUUUGAAAGAACUCUUGCUCCAUGUAAAGACCAAAUACAAUAAUCCAGUGAUAUAUAUUACUGAGAACGGAGUUGAUGAAGUUAACAAUGACACCCUACCACUGGAAGAGGCGCUGAAGGAUGAUACAAGAACAAGCUACUUUGAACAGCAUCUCUUCUACCUUAAUCAAGCGAUCAGGGAGGGUGUGGACGUGAGAGGGUACUUUGCAUGGUCUUUGUUGGAUAACUUUGAAUGGAGGUCAGGCUACAGUGUGAGGUUUGGCAUAAACUUUGUGGACUAUAAGCAUGGCUUGAAGAGAUACCCCAAAAAAUCUGCCUUCUGGUUCACCAAAUUUUUAAAAGGCUAAAUUUAAUCUUGAUGCAAUUCAUUUGUUUUUAUUAGAACCAGAAAUUAGGGAAAUUGCUAUAACUCAUUAGUGAAUUACUCGUGAUGUAAUCCUAUAUUGGUCGGUCUAAAUUAUUUAAUACAUAUUAUUAAAUAAAGCAUUGGUGGUAAUUUACUUGAUAUCACUAGAUAAUGUAUUUUAGAUAAUUAAGGUUUAUUACUUAAUAUUUUAGUGAUAACUGUUU
Messenger RNA from Zingiber officinale, 1866 nucleotides. RefSeq names its product beta-glucosidase 13-like. The transcript is spliced from 13 exons. The record is from RefSeq and is a predicted model, not a curated record. The coding region runs from base 27 to 1643 and encodes 538 amino acids. Gene Ontology annotation, molecular function: beta-glucosidase activity. Gene Ontology annotation, biological process: carbohydrate metabolic process. Lineage: Eukaryota; Viridiplantae; Streptophyta; Magnoliopsida; Zingiberales; Zingiberaceae.